AAAGGGCGUUGCUUGGAUGGGGCUCUCCUUUCCACUCCCCUUUCUCAGGUCCCCAGCACCAGGGCAAGGCGCCCGCUCCCCCUCCAGCGCCGCUGCUGCUCCCUUGCAGAACUGGAAUUGGCUGGGAUUAUUUAAGGAAAAAAAAAGAAAAGAGAAAAGGAGAGGGGAUCAGAGAGAGGGCGAUAGAGUCCGCUCUCCUCCAGCUGCCUGGGCUCCCUCUCUCGCUCUCUCCUCUUCAGCAACACCAAGAGCCCAAACCGAACCCAGAGAAGCUUUUUCCAUCAGUUCAGUUCCCUUCCCUUCGCUCCCUCCGUCUCACGCGCGGCGAGGAGAGCCCCGUCCUCCUCUGGUUCCCUUCGCGUGCUCAGCCUCUUGUUUCCUCUAAAACACUAGAAAGCCCCUUCUUGCCCCGCUGCUCCAUGCAGACUGGGAUUGCCAUGGGAGCCCUGCAGACUGCUGGAUUGUCCAUCCUGCUCGUUCUCCUGCACUCUGGGAUCACGCUGGCAAGUAAAGCCGGUCAAGACGUCGACGAGUGCGUGGAGGGCACCGACAACUGUCACAUCGACGCCAUCUGCCAGAACACCCCCAAGUCCUACAAGUGCAUCUGCAAGUCUGGCUACACCGGUGAUGGGAAGCACUGCAAAGACGUGGACGAGUGUGAGCGGGAAGACAACGCGGGCUGCGUCCACGAGUGUGUGAACAUCCCCGGCAACUACCGCUGCACCUGCUACGACGGCUUCCGCCUGGCACACGACGGCCACAACUGCUUAGACCUGGAUGAGUGCUCGGAGGGCAAUGGCGGCUGCCAGCAGACCUGCGUCAACAUGAUGGGCAGCUACGAGUGCUUCUGCCGGGAGGGCUUCUUCCUCAGUGACAACCAGCACACCUGCAUCCAGCGCCCCGAAGAAGGAAUGAACUGCAUGAACAAGAACCAUGGCUGUGCCCACAUCUGCCGGGAGACCCCCAAGGGGGGCAUCGCCUGCGAGUGCCGCCCCGGCUUCGAGCUCACCAAGAACCAACGCGACUGCAAAUUGACCUGCAACUACGGGAACGGGGGCUGCCAGCACACCUGCGACGACACCGACCAGGGGCCCAAGUGCGGCUGCCACGUCAAGUUCCUGCUGCACUCUGACGGGGUGACGUGCAUAGGGGAGAGACACUUCCAGCAACACGUUAUCCUUGAGACGUUUUCUAAUGAGACAUGCGCUGUGAACAACGGGGGCUGCGACAGCAAGUGUCACGACGCAGCCACGGGCGUGCACUGCAGCUGCCCCAUGGGCUUCAUGCUCCAGCCCGACAGGAAGACGUGCAAAGACAUCGACGAGUGCCGGCUCAACAACGGCGGCUGCGACCACAUCUGCAGGAACACGGUGGGCAGCUUUGAGUGCAGCUGCAAGAAGGGCUACAAGCUGCUCAUCAACGAGAGGAGCUGCCAAGACAUCGAUGAGUGCUCCUUCGACCGCACCUGCGACCACCUCUGCAUCAACACCCCCGGCAGCUUCCAGUGCCUCUGCAACAAGGGCUACACGCUGUACGGGCUCACGCACUGCGGAGAUAUCGACGAAUGCAGCAUCAACCGGGGUGGCUGCAAAUUUGGCUGCAUCAACACGCCCGGCAGCUACCAGUGUACCUGUCCUGCAGGCUGCAAGCUGCACUGGAACAAAAAGGACUGUGUAGCUGGCGCGUGUCCCUCAGAGCUGCUGAAAUGCCUGCCAGGUUCGGUGCCACCGCGGGCCACCCUGACCUGCAACAAGACGGGCAAGAAGGACAGCUGUGCCCUCACCUGCGCCUCCAAGGCCCAUUUUCUGCCAGAGUCUGACAGCAGCUACACAGUGAGCUGCGGGACCCCUGUCCUGCGCCAGAGUGGCCCGCAGAGACCCAGCAACGGCAGCCAGCAGUGCCUCGAGACGGUGGCUGCACCCAUCAAGCAGAAGGCUUCCUUCAAGAUCAAGGACGCCAAGUGCCACCUGCACCCGCGGGCCAGGGGCAAGCAGGAGGAGGCCGGGAAGGCCGGGGGGGCAGGCGGUUCGGCGCCUUGCUCCGACUGCCACGUGGCCUUUGUCAACCUCAAGUGCGACUCGUCCAAGAAGGGGAAGGGCCGCCGGGCUCGCAAUUCCUCCAACAAGGAGGUGACUCGCAUCACGCUGGAGUUCGAGGCAGAGAUCAAGCCGGAGGAGAUCACAGCCAGCUGCAACCUGCACUGCCUGCGGCAGAAAGUGGAGAAGAAGCUGAAAUCGGCCAUCAAAGCCCUGAAGAAAUCCAUCAACCAGGAGCGGUUCCUGCUGCGCUUCGCGGGGAUGGAGUACGAGGUGGCGCGGAAGCUGAGCGUGGCCCCGGAGCGGCAGGAGAGCUGCGGGCCGGGACAGCAGCGCCUGGGCGCCAAGUGUGUCAGCUGCUCGCAGGGCACGUAUUACCACGGUCAGACGGAACAGUGUGUCCCCUGCCCACCCGGCACCUACCAGGAGAAGGAGGGACAGCUCUCCUGUGACCUGUGUCCCCGCAGUGACGCUUUCGGACCAGUGGGAGCCACCAACAUCACCAGCUGCACAGGUCAGUGUCCCCCCGGCCAGCACUCGGCCGAUGGCUUCAAGCCGUGCCAGCCGUGCCCCCGCGGGUCCUACCAGCCCGAGGUGGGGCGGGCGCUCUGCUUCCCGUGCGGCGGGGGCCUGAGCACCCGCCUCGAGGGAGCCGUGUCCUUCCAGGACUGCGACACCAAAGUCCAGUGCUCCCCCGGGCAUUACUACAACACCAGUGUCCAUCGCUGCAUCCGCUGCACCGUGGGCACCUACCAGCCCGAUUUUCGGCAGAAUUACUGCAUCGCCUGUCCCGGCAACACCACCACCGACUUCGAUGGCUCCACCUCGGUGUCCCAGUGCAAAAACCGGCAGUGCGGGGGGGAGCUGGGCGAGUACACCGGCUACAUCGAGUCCCCCAACUACCCCGGGAAUUACCCCGCCAACGUCGAGUGCACCUGGAACAUCAACCCGCCACCCAAGCGCAAGAUCCUCAUAGUGGUGCCGGAGAUCUUCCUCCCCUCCGAGGACGAGUGCGGCGACGUCUUGGUCAUGCGGAAAAACUCCUCCCCGUCCUCCAUCACCACCUACGAGACAUGCCAGACCUACGAGAGGCCCAUCGCCUUCACCGCCCGCUCCCGCAAGCUCUGGAUCAACUUCAAAACCAGCGAAGCCAACAGCGCCCGGGGCUUCCAGAUCCCCUAUGUCACCUACGACGAGGACUACGAGCAGCUGGUGGAGGACAUUGUGCGGGACGGCAGGCUCUACGCCUCUGAGAACCACCAGGAGAUCCUCAAGGACAAGAAGCUGAUCAAAGCUUUCUUUGACGUGCUGGCGCACCCCCAGAACUACUUCAAGUACACGGAGAAACACAAGGAGAUGCUGCCCCGCUCCUUCAUCAAACUCCUCCGCUCCAAAGUCUCCAGCUUCCUCCGGCCCUACAAAUAGCCCCCCGUGCCGCCACCCCCAGAGCGCCCUGCCGAGGAAACCCUCUGCUCCCUUCCUUCUCCUGUCCGAUUUUCUCCUUCCUCCACUCGGCUCCGGCAGGACCGUCACCUCCUGCCCCGCAGACGUCCCCCCGCGGCUCCUGCGCUGCCCCCCGCGGAGCCGCGUCCCCAGCCGGGGACGCUCCGGUCCCAUCCAGCACCGGGGAAGUGGCUCCUCUCUUCUGAAGCAGCUUCUUCAUUUUAAGAAGCCAAAGUGUUGCUCCUUUCACCAGCCUGCGUCCUCCAUGUGGUUUCCUUCAUGCCACAUCUGUCCCCGUCCCCCGGUGCCACCAGGACAUCGGGGGGUCAUUAUCCUUCCAGCCCACAGAGCUGGCACUGGCUGCAGCCACACGGAGCCUUUCGCAGGGGAGCACCAGAAGGUAACGCCGUAUCUACUGCAGUGCCCGGGUCGUGGGUAUCAUCCGCACCGCUGUGCAGACAGCGGGGGAAAAACAUUUUUAAAAGCACGCUUGAUGAAAAGGCAAAAUUCAAAGGAGAGGCUGGCAAAGCGCGGCAGCGAGCGGCACCGCGGCGGCUGUGGCGGCCGUCCUGCCGCAGAGCCGCGCCAGCGCUGCGAGCGGAGCGCGGCCAAGCCACGGCCCCGGAGAACAAUGCCUGGCUGCACCGGAGAAAACAGGGAGCGAAGGAGAGGGACUUUAACCGGGUUCUGGGCUUUUUUCCCCCGUCCCAGACACUUAUGCCAAGAAACCAGACUUUGUUACAAGCUCUGCCAAAGAGGAACUCGGAAAAGCAAGCUUUGUGAAGAGCAGGAGUCGAUGUUUGUGCACUAGGGUAUCCUCCUUUCUACCUUCUUCGUAUGUAUUAAGUGCAAUCAUUUGAGUCUUCUUUAUAUUAUUUAGAGGGAAGUUUUUUUCUACUAGAAACGACAAUAUUUAUACCUGCCUGAGAAAUGAGAAUGUGCGUUUGUAACAGAAAAACCCACCCAAACCGAACCUGGCGCUGGGCUGCCGCUGACCGGCGGUGGCGUUUUCAUGCCUUUAACCUUUCCUGCUGUGUUCGUCCUCGAUAAAAUGCGCCUGGGGGAGAUGGUGCUGCUGCUGCUCGGCGUGUGACGGGUGAGUUUUUGCGGGGUUCGAGCAUCUCGGGGUGUCCGCGGAGGAGCUGGCGCUGCAGUCUGAGGUGGCUCCAGCCCGGCUGUGAGGAGGAUGUGACACCCGGCCCCGUCACCUGGUGUGACCCUGCGGGGGGACGAGCCGAGUCCUGGGGAGGGUCUGGGGGCACAGUGUGGGGGCCUCAGCCCGUCCAGCCCUGCAGCGCUCCCAGGUGUCACCUCCUGCACCUUCAUCCCCAUCAUCAUCCUCUCAGAGACCUGCAGCUGCCAGGACUAAAUGUGCUCGACCUGCCUACACCUCAUUGGCAGGUCCCCUCCUGUCCCUGCUUGUCUCCCGCUGUCCUGUCGACCACACCUGGGGCGAGCCCUGCUCUCACUGAACCCGUUAUUUAUUGCUCUGCCCGCCCCAGUCUGUCCCCACUGAGGCCGGUGCAGCUGUCGCCGGGCGGUCCCCGUGGGCUCUGCACCGCGCUCCUCGGACUCUGCACCGCGCUGCUCCUCGGGCUCUGCGCCGCGCUGCUCCUCGGGCUCUGCGCCGCGCUGCUCCUCGGGCUCUGCGCCGCGCUGCUCGGGCUCUGCGCCGCGCUCCUCGGGCUCUGCACCGCGCUGCUCCUCGGGCUCUGCGCCGCGCUGCUCCUCGGGCUCUGCGCCGCGCUGCUCCUCGGGCUCUGUGCCGCGCUGCUCCUCGGGCUCUGCGCCGCGCUGCUCGGGCUCUGUGCCGCGCUGCUCCUCGGGCUCUGCGCCGCGCUGCUCGGGCUCUGCGCCGCGCUCCUCGGGCUCUGCACCGCGCUCCCCGGGCUCUGCACCGCGCUGCUCGGGCUCUGCGCCGCGCUCCUCGGGCUCUGCGCCGCGCUGCUCCUCGGGCUCUGCACCGCGCUGCUCCUCGGGCUCUGCGCCGCGCUGCUCCUCGGGCUCUGUGCCGCGCUGCUCCUCGGGCUCUGCACCGCGCUGCUCGGGCUCUGCACCGUGCUGCUCGGGCUCUGCACUGCGCUCCUCGGGCUCUGCACCGCGCUGCUCGGGCUCUGCACCGCGCUGCUCCUCGGGCUCUGCACCGCGCUGCUCGGGCUCUGCACCGCGCUCCUCGGGCUCUGCGCCGCGCUGCUCGGGCUCUGCACCGCGCUCCUCGGGCUCUGCACCGCGCUGCUCCUCAGGCUCUGCACCGCGCUGCUCGGGCUCUGCACCGCGCUCCUCGGGCUCUGCACCGCGCUGCUCGGGCUCUGCACCGCGCUGCUUGGGCUCUGCGGGGCCGGCAGCGCCGGCCGAGGGGCUGCGGUUUCUCCCCAAAUGCGUCAGUUGGAAAAGCCUGUCCUGAUCCGUCCCAGCUGCGUUUCCCUCCUGCCGCCCGGCUCCCGGGCUGGUGGCAGCGCAGCAUCUGCAGGCUGAGCUGUUUGUCACUGGGCUGGUGUCUAAAGCAGCUGCCGUGGGGAUCUGGAGGGGUUUUGGUGUUUUAUUGCUCUGGGCGGUCACGGUGGAGCGAUGACCCAGGAAAGGAUCUUUCGUAUUUAGAAGGAAAAAAGGCAAAACUAAACCCAAGCUGGCCCGACUGAGCCGCCGCCCGGCCUGCGCAGACACUCGUCCGUGUCUCGACUCUGGGAUUUCAUGGCGUGGUUACUGCCGCUCUGGCCCUGCCGGGUUGGGACACUCGGGGGUCCUGGUGUCCCCGUUGUCACCACACCGGCCACCCCCGCUCCCCAGGCAGGGCUAGGCAGCACGUCCUCCCGGUCACGUCUCCUUUCACCACAUCUCUCCAAUAAACCCCCCAAGUCCCUGGGCAGCAGCAGCACCCGCAGCAGCUCAGCCCCCAGCGCCCGCAGCUCAGCCCCCCAGCCCCUGUUGCAGCUCAGCCCCCAGCACCCGCAGCUCAGCCCCCAGCCCCUGCUGCAGCUCAGCCCCCAGCCCCUGUUGCAGCUCAGCCCCCAGCCCCUGCUGCAGCUCAGCCCCCCAGCACCCGCAGCUCAGCCCCCCAGCACCCGCAGCUCAGCCCCCAGCCCCUGCUGCAGCUCAGCCCCCAGCCCCUGCUGCAGCUCAGCCCCCCAGCCCCUGCUGCAGCUCAGCCCCCCAGCCCCUGUUGCAGCUCAGCCCCCCAGCCCCUGCUGCAGCUCAGCCCCCCAGCCCCUGCUGCAGCUCAGCCCCCCAGCCCCUGUUGCAGCUCAGCCCCCCAGCCCCUGCUGCAGCUCAGCCCCCAGCCCCUGCUGCAGCUCAGCCCCCCAGCCCCUGCUGCAGCUCAGCCCCCCAGCCCCUGUUGCAGCUCAGCCCCCCAGCCCCUGCUGCAGCUCAGCCCCCAGCCCCUGCUGCAGCUCAGCCCCCCAGCCCCUGUUGCAGCUCAGCCCCCCAGCCCCUGCAGCAGCUCAGCCCCCAGCCCCUGCAGCAGCUCAGCCCCCAGCCCCUGCAGCAGCUCAGCCCCCAGCCCCUGCAGCAGCUCAGCCCCCCAGCCCCUGUUGCAGCUCAGCCCCCAGCCCCUGCAGCAGCUCAGCCCCCAGCCCCUGCAGCAGCUCAGCCCCCAGCCCCUGCAGCAGCUCAGCCCCCAGCCCCUGUUGCAGCUCAGCCCCCAGCCCCUGCAGCAGCUCAGCCCCCCAGCCCCUGUUGCAGCUCAGCCCCCAGCCCCUGCAGCAGCUCAGCCCCCAGCCCCUGCAGCAGCUCAGCCCCCAGCCCCUGCAGCAGCUCAGCCCCCAGCCCCUGCAGCAGCUCAGCCCCCAGCCCCUGCAGCAGCUCAGCCCCCAGCCCCUGCAGCAGCUCAGCCCCCAGCCCCUGCUGCAGCUCAGCCCCCAGCCCCUGCUGCAGCUCAGCCCCCAGCCCCUGCAGCAGCUCAGCCCCCCAGCACCCGCAGCUCAGCCCCCAGCCCCUGUUGCAGCUCAGCCCCCAGCCCCUGCAGCAGCUCAGCCCCCCAGCCCCUGCAGCAGCUCAGCCCCCAGCCCCUGCAGCAGCUCAGCCCCCAGCCCCUGCAGCAGCUCAGCCCCCAGCCCCUGCAGCAGCUCAGCCCCCAGCCCCUGCAGCAGCUCAGCCCCCCAGCACCCGCAGCUCAGAAGCCGUUUGAACGGCUGCGAAGGGCAGCGCAGCCCCCUCGGGUGUGCUGGAUGUUCUGACGCAGUGAGCACAAGUAAAGGUUGUUGGGUUUGGUUUAUGUUGGAAUAUUUAUAUCUGCCUUUUGCAAUGGGCCACAACUUAGCAUCUCCAGAAAAACUGAUUAAUAAGACGUAGUUCAUGGAGUUAUUUGCACUUGAUUAAAAGAAAAAAUGUAUCUGAACUUUGUAAAAAGAAAUGUUUGCAUUUUGUAUUGUCUUUUUUUAAUUAUUAAAUGGAAUUUCUUGGUGUUGUGUUGAUCUUUCAAAAA
This is a messenger RNA of Columba livia (rock pigeon), 7902 nucleotides long. It is a transcript of the gene SCUBE3, whose product is annotated as signal peptide, CUB domain and EGF like domain containing 3. Bases 420 to 3461 code for a protein of 1013 amino acids. Gene Ontology annotation, molecular function: calcium ion binding. The transcript is spliced from 23 exons. The record is from RefSeq and is a predicted model, not a curated record. Lineage: Eukaryota; Metazoa; Chordata; Aves; Columbiformes; Columbidae. Gene Ontology annotation, biological process: signal transduction. Gene Ontology annotation, cellular component: cell surface.